AUGGCGCCCUCAACAAACGCGCCGUCGCCUCUGAUGCCGAGGUCACCUUCAAACAUAAAUGCAAACUUGUCACCAUCAAGAGCUAAGUCGCUUGCCAUGAGGAAAUCAAUAUCCAAACCUCAAUCUUCAGCACCGGGCCCACUGGCCCAGAGACCGCCUCCGGAUUUCGACAUGGCUGAACAAAUGAAUGAAGAUAUCAGCAACAAGUAUGUCAAAGGGAAAAAGCUGGGCGAGGGAACUUACGCUAUUGUCUAUAAAGGACAUUUGAGAUCAGAUCCGACCAGACUUGUGGCCAUCAAAAAGUUCAAAGUUGACCCUUCGCAGCAGAGGGAAGGGCUCAAUGUGGAUACGAUACGCGAGAUCAAAUACCUCCAGGAAAUCUCACAUCCAAGCAUCGUUGCCUUGUUAGACGUAUUUUCCUCCAAAGACCAAAACAUCAACAUGGUCAUCGAGUACUUCCCUAAUGGCAAUCUAGAAGAACUCAUCCGUGACAAGACAGUGAGUUACGGCGCAGCCGAUGUCAAGGCGUGGAUGGGCAUGCUGUGUCGCGCGAUAUACUAUUGCCACUCCAACUUCAUCUUGCAUCGAGAUAUCAAACCAAAUAACUUGCUUAUUGCCGCGGACGGAGAGGUGAAACUGGCAGAUUUUGGCCUGGCACGAUCGUUUGGUGACCCGAGGUAUCAGAUGACGUCCGCAGUGAUCACGCUCUGGUAUCGUCCUCCAGAAUUGCUGUUUGGCGCGAGACAAUACAGUGGUGCAGUCGAUAUCUGGAGUAUUGGGAUGGUCUUUGCCGAACUACUCAUUCGGAGGCCGUAUGCAGCAGCAGAUGUGGCAAACCAAGAAGUGCUAGCAACAGGUGGGGGAACGGUCGCACAACUCGACAAAAUAUGCGAAGCGGUCGGGACACCGAACGAAGAGAAUUGGCCAGGAGUCUCCAAGCUGAGGGACUAUUUCGAGCUUGACAAGAAGAUUCCAGUCCGCGAAAAGCCGUUCUACAUGCAAAUGUUUCCAACAGCAGGGUCUAUUGGCGUCGAUCUGCUCAUGGCGAUGCUGAAACUUGAUCCACGAAAGAGAGUGACGGCAAGAGGAGCCCUGGAGCAUGAAUGGUGGAGGAUCGAUCCCAGACCUACCAGCAAGGAGAAUCUCCCGAAGCAAGGCGGCGGUGAUUCCAAGAUGGCUGCUGCGGAAGUGGCGGCCCCGGGAUUUGUCGUUGACGAGAACAAGUUCAAGGGCGUCGCGAAGAAGCUUGAUUUCGGAGCCACCCAGUCAAAAUGA
Cladophialophora psammophila CBS 110553 is the source of this 1275-nucleotide messenger RNA. Its product is annotated as CMGC/CDK/CDK7 protein kinase. The transcript is spliced from 2 exons. Gene Ontology annotation, molecular function: RNA polymerase II CTD heptapeptide repeat kinase activity; cyclin-dependent protein serine/threonine kinase activity; ATP binding. Bases 1 to 1275 code for a protein of 424 amino acids. Lineage: Eukaryota; Fungi; Ascomycota; Eurotiomycetes; Chaetothyriales; Herpotrichiellaceae. Gene Ontology annotation, cellular component: transcription factor TFIIK complex; nucleus; transcription factor TFIIH holo complex. The record is from RefSeq and is a predicted model, not a curated record. Gene Ontology annotation, biological process: positive regulation of transcription by RNA polymerase II; protein phosphorylation.